Molecule: messenger RNA, 3155 nt
Organism: Benincasa hispida (wax gourd)
Lineage: Eukaryota; Viridiplantae; Streptophyta; Magnoliopsida; Cucurbitales; Cucurbitaceae
Source: RefSeq, a predicted model, not a curated record
CCUUCUUACAAGUUGACUUCACAAACUUAGAUUAUUUAAUUAGCUUGAAAUAUGGCAAAGAAAAAUUCUCGAAUUUCCUUCCACUCCCACCUUCUUUCACAUUUCCUCUUAAACGCGUCUUUGACGAACACAAGCAAUCGAAACAGAGUGAAAAAAAUUUGACAAAUCCCAGAGUUGUCUUCAUUUUCUGUAACUACGUUUACCCAGAAAACCAAACUGCAAAUAUAUUUUAAGAAUUUGGCAGAAGUUAAUGGCAUUCUGGGGAGGAACGCAACGGCAAACUAGACAACUGCUUGAGGUCACAGUUGAUCGAUGCUACAACUUGGAAGACACAGAACCAUUUGCGACCGAAUACUCGUGCGUUCUUGAAUAUGGUGAUUCCACAAGGAGGACCCGACCAUGCUUUGGUACGUAUAUGCUUUUAAUUUUGUUUUUACAACUUUCAAGCGUUUGGGUUGGGACUUUGGAAUUGGAAUUCAAAGGAAAUCACGCUGAAUCGAAUGGUUCAUUAGGUAGAGGCACACACCCAGUGUUUGAGGAGAAAUUCGUUUUCGAAUUCACUGAAAGAGUUAUAGAAUUGAACAUUUGGGUAUUAGCCAAUAAACCCCCAAGAAACGAUGAAGUUAUUGGCUCUCUAAGAGUUCAGCUCCAACAACUACCUUCCGAUGGUUAUGUUGAGUCUACCUGGACUCUCCAGAAGACAGAUGGCAGGCCUGCAGGCUAUAUACGGCUCACAUUGCAAUUUCCCACUUCCAGUUGUAGAUUGGAGCGGCAAGACUCGUAUUACCCAGCGCCAAGGUUGGAUUCUACGGCUCCUCUAGAAGCAGUUGCAACCCAACGCCCAAUUUUGUACCAACUCCUACCGUAUGAUGCCGCUCCGCCGCCGAGGCCAAUACAGCCAAAUGGCACAGGACCCACCACUCUUUGGUCCCAACUCCUGCCGUAUGGUGCCCUUCCGCCGUCGAGCCCAACGCAGCCAAAUAGCACAAGACCCGCCGCUCUCUGGUCCCAAUUCCGGCCGUAUGGUUCUCCACCAUCGGCUCCCCCUGCAGGCUACCCUUUAUCACAGUACCCAAUUCAUCCUCCACCUCCACCAGGCUCAGGCCCCUCUGGCAUUUACCCGCCUCCACCACGUUGACGACUCACCUCCCAUGUUGUGUAGAUUAAGUUUGAGAAAAUUUCUACUAUGUUAUCGAUUGAUAAAUUAUUCUUUAAUGUGAUUAGAUCUCCUUUUCGUCAUUUUUAAUUAGUGGUUAUGUGAGUGCAAUCAAGGGUUGUGUAUGCGUUACUACAAUUUUUCAUAUGAAAUUUAAAUGAGAUGGAGUACCGAGUGAUGUAAAACUUGAAAGUGAUGGUUUUUAGUUGAUAUAUUUAUAAUUUAGAGAAGAAUGUCUUUGACGAUUGGCAUUAAUUAAUAAGUUUGAUGGUCGUUACCAAGUAAUUAAUUAGUUUUCAAGCUGUCCCAUUGUCCCCAGGUCUUAUUAAAUUGAUUCAUACAGAGGAGGAUUAGUUGAAACUUAAAAGCAAAUUAAAAGCAAAGAAACACUUUCAUGUUUCCUUUUUCAUCUUCCACUUAUCUUCUUUGCCCUCAUUUAUUUGCCUUCUCCAACCAAAGAUUUACUGCAAAUAGUAGAAGAUGAACAUAUUCCAGCCGAAACAAAACAAAUCGAGCCAAGAGUCUGAUUAAUGGGCCUAGUAUUGGGCCUUAGCAACUGCUUAGACAAUCAUAGCUACCCAAUGGACCUGUGUGUUGAAGGAACUUUAUUACUGUCCCCAAACAAACGACGAUGGUUGAUACUCACUAGUCCAUUCUACAUUCCUACCCUAUUAUAUCUUCAUCGAUAUGCCAGACAGCUAACAACCAAAAUAGUUUCUAGUAAGAUAAAUGCUUGAAAUCGAAAACUGAAAAGAUGCUCAAUUUGGAACAAAAGAGGACCUUUUAGUCCAAAAAUAAUCCUGAUUACUAAAAGCACUCGCACUCCAUUAUGCACGACCUUCAAUCCUAUAUCAUGGUGACCUAUAAUUCGGCAUUUUCAAGUUGUAUGCAUAUGACAUGCUGGCAUCUUUUAACAAACAUUUCUCAGUUUUUACUUACAUGAAUUUAAUUUCUGGUGGAACCAAAUAUGUGGUCUUCACUUGCUUCCUGUUGAGUCAUGUCUACACUUUCUCCCUCGCACAGGAUACUUUUCCAUGCAGCUGGCACAAAUGUUAGUUGUUGUAUAGACAUUGUAGUGUUAAUUGCCACAUGGAUAAUGUAAACUGGUAAAUAAACAGACCUCACAGUACAAAAAGUGAAUUCAACAGUUUACAUUAAGAUGCUCCUCCUUUGAACUGAAUCAUGAUUUCAUAAAACCAGGAACAUAAGUGUUGAAACUAAGACGACCUUUUACUGUGAAAAAGAUUCAUACAAUAAUCAGACUUUAGAUCUCCCCAAGAAUUACUGCACCUAUGAGAUCCAAUCCAACCACCUCAUAUAAAUUUUGCUCCUUGUGGGGGGGACAGGCACCGGUUUUAAUUCAAGCAAAUAUUAAUGAGCUUGACGGCCUCACCCCGUCUCUCUUAUAUUUAUGUGGCAACUUACAUCAAAUUGUUUUGUAAACAAGCAAUCGGAGCUGCAAUGUUUGACCACAGAGGAAAAGAACUUAUAGGUCAGCAUACUGCAAUUCUGUACCGGUCAAAUGCAUUAAAAAAAAUAUAAAACUCCCAUAAAUGCGGGAGAAGGGUAAUUACAAUGCGAUAUUGAUGCUAAAGCGAACAGAUAUAAGAUAUUGUGUAUCAUCAAUGCAAUUAACAACUAGGGGCAACAUCAACAAAAGUAGGAGGAUAUGGAGAGACUUCCCACCAAGUAUUUCGGUGCAAAUUUCAAUUGUACAGAUCCGUUCAGCUCAGAAGGUAAUUUUCCUUUUGGUACAACUUCAUCAAAUGCAUCCAGAUAAAGUAAAUACAUGCUUCAACAGUCAACGUUCUACAAUACCUUCACCAGCAGAAUUGAGGAACCCUUGAUCUUCCGGUGAACAAAGGCUGUAGCCUCCCUAUCAAAUUUCCACUGAAAACUAUAACAAAUCUCUAUGGAACAUAAGACAAAGCAAAGCAAGUUGUAAGCUACCUUUGUCUCCUUUACAUCAAGUCAAGUAAAAAAAAAAAAAAAAAAAAAA